This is a messenger RNA of Volvox carteri f. nagariensis, 4314 nucleotides long. RefSeq lists its product as uncharacterized. NCBI's taxonomy places the organism in Eukaryota, Viridiplantae, Chlorophyta, Chlorophyceae, Chlamydomonadales, Volvocaceae. Bases 1 to 4314 code for a protein of 1437 amino acids. The transcript is spliced from 14 exons. The record is from RefSeq and is a predicted model, not a curated record.
AUGCCUGUAUGUCGAAUUACAGGCGUGGCGCACCGUUUCGACUACCAGUACCCCAGCUACUGUCAGGCAACCACAUGGUGGACGUCCAAGUGGCCGUUUGCUUGUUCGAUUCGCGGCCAACAACUAACAUUACUUGCCCGGGCCAAUUCCACAUAUGCAAUGCAGGUUCAUGCCGCGUUCAUGAACCCGCACAGCCUAUUAGGAGUUAGUCCUGCAGCGGACGUUAAGGAAGUCAAGCGGGCAUACCGCAAGCUUGCUCUCCAAUUCCAUCCGGAUGUGUGCAAAUCUGAAGACGGCCACGAGCGCUUCAUCGCUUUGACCCAGGCAUAUGAGAUGCUGCUGGGCCGUGCGGAAGGCAAGACCGAUCCCAACCACGCCUCCUCCUCCGGUUGGGACUUCCACGACUGGUAUUGGAACUUCCGCAUGCAACGUAGCUGGGAGAAACAGCAACGUCAGGCCAAGGGGGCUGCAGAUGGCGGCAGCACAGGCAGCAGCAGCAGUAGCAGCACAGAAUCGGGCUACAGUUGGCGUCCUCCCCCUCAUGGCCAAGCCGGCUUUGGGCAACCUGAGGCCCGAGCGAAUUUGCGUAGCCAGCUGGCAGGACUCCGCCACCGGGCUGCAGUACGCGCCAACAGGUCCUCUGCCCCCACAUCGCCGCCGCCAAGCAGCUCUCCUACCACCGCCACACCGUCCUGGUCUGCCGCAUCAUGUGGCGCUGUGGACUACGGGCCUGAUUGCACAGACGGGGCUCAAUCAUCGCCUCCUUCGACGGAGGCAGCGGCUGCAGCCGUUCCUGAGGUCCCGGGGGACGCCGCCAACGUCAGAGGCAGCGCACGAUGCCAUGGUGCAGCGGCCCGCAAUGAUCCCUCUUCCUCACCGUCACCAGCCGCCGCCUCCUCGGUCAGCUGGAACGCGUGGUCUUGGUCGUGGUCUUGGGACGACUUGCUUGAGUCAGAGGACGACGACGAGCAAAGCAAUGCUGGCCCAGCGGUUACUACUGAGCCAGCAACCGAUGAUUUGAACGGCGCGGCCACCGGCAACGGCAGCCUUGGCGGCCAGGCCAGCUCCCCCUCGGAGCUGCACGAACAGUACACUCAUGUUUAUGACGCGGCUGCAGCAGCCCCAGCCGCAGCCGCAGCCGCUGCUGCUGAAUGUGCUGAGAUGGAGGUCAUGGCCGUGCACGACGGGCACUUUGGAACCGUGGUAGGUGCGGUGGUGGCAAAUCAUGCGGUGCCUUUCCCUGGCGGGGCGAUUAGCUGCUCGGAGUUCCCUGACGUGGCUGGCAGGCAGCGGUCUUACUCGACACAGCAUCAUCAGCCCCAGCCCCAGUACCGCUAUAGCGGGGAGGAAACUACUGCUCCAGCAGCACAGAGCUAUCAGGAUCAGAAUUCCCACCAACCGGACCUGGAUGAUGCGGAGCCGGAGCCCUUCUCUAACCCCUUUGGCAGGGAUUUUUCCGCCGGCCGGGGCCAGGGUGAGCAGCAGCAGUACGGCUCUGCUCGCCGGCGUUUCGCCGCCGAUGGUGUAUCUCGCGAGACCGUCUCGCACCAGCUGGCCGGCUUGCGGCGUAAGGCGGCGAUGAAGGCGGCCUCGGCGCAUUUUAGCGGUGCCGAUGCUGCGGCUGCAUCAUCAGGAGAGGAUGACUGCGGCUGUGAAGUGCUCGAACCGUCAGGGCUCCUGCAGUCAAACAUCGGGCAGCCUUCAUCUCGACCACCGCCACCAUCACUACCUCAACAAGGCCACGAUGGUUCCUUAUCAGCUUCCCUUACCGAAAAAGCGACAACGGCCUUAGCGGCGGUGGCGACGGAUGGCACGAAAACAGCAGAUGCAACAGUAGGCGGCGGGCGAGGCAACAGAGAACACGAAGCCGAUACCACUGGCGCAUUACAUGCCUUCGAAAAUGCCACCAACACCACCAACAAGCAGAUCAGCAAUGUCAUCGUAGCCCGCCGUUCCAUACACGAGUUACUUGGCGAGCUGGAGCGCAACGCGGCGGCGCCGCCGCCAUCGCCGCGUAUCUUGCUGGAUUCCCUGGAGCAGUGGAGGAAGCACCGUCGGGAACCGAAUGCUGGGGGUCGAUCGUCGGCUGCAGUGCUGGCUGCUCGGAUGGACCGAUUGCUGGCUCCAAAGCUGGCGGGGGACUACGGCGCCAAUCUGGAGAUCAAGUCCCAGGUGCUACUGUUCUGGUCACUGGUCAAGGGAGGGCUGUUCGGCGAAGCCACACUGGCACUAGCACGUCGUAUGGAGGAAUCCAUCAGGCCAGAGAUGCCGUACGGCAGUAGCGACUACUGGGCCUCCCUGGCUUUUUAUAGCCUGGGGCUUGCGCAGCAGACGGCAACGGGCGGGGCCGGGGCCGGGGGCGGCGGGACCCCUAGCCCGGCGACGGCGGCUGCGGCGGCAGCGCUCGUGGAGCAGUCGCGGCGGCGGCUGGCGCCGGCGUUGUUGGCGUUACUUAGCCGUAACGCUCGUACGAUUAAUCAGCAGGGUCUGUCCAACACGUUUUGGGCUGCCGGGCUUUUGCAGAUGAGGGAUCACCGCGGGCUCCUGGCGCCCCUUGCUGCGCAAGUGUACAGGUUGGCGGCUGAGGCGCAAUCGCAGAAUAUCUCAAAUAUAUUGUACGGCUGUGCCGUACUGGGCCUCAGCGAGCGGGAAUGGGCUGCUGUACAGGGCUCCUACCCUUUCUUGGAGCGGCUGCUAUCUGAGAGUGUACGGCAGAGGCCGUUACUGAAGGCCGUAUCUGAGCUGAUAGCCGGGGGCGGAUUCGACGGGGUGACCUCGUCCCAGGUUUGGGCCAACACGCUGUACGCGAUGGGUCUCAUGGACCACUACGACCCACGGGUCUUCCAGGCGCUCUCACAGGCGCUGUUCAAAGACAACAGCAAUAGCAGUGGCGGUAAAAGCGAUAGCAGCAGAAGCCCCGACGUGAACUCCCUCACCUCCCCGCCGCCGCAAUCAUCACCACCACCACCACAACCGCCAUCACUGCCAUCACCGCCAUCACCACAGCUACCUCCCUCCUCCUCUUCCUCAUCCUCGUCCCCAUCCCAGCUCCUUCGCUUCGCCACGGCUCAGACGUGCGGUAAUGUGCUGUUUGCCAUGGGGGCUUUACGACAUGUGGACGAGCAGAUUAUGGACGCGUUGUUGACGCGUAUGCUUCAGAUUGUUCGUGGUGGUGGACGGGGGGGUGGGGGAAGUGGGGGGGUGUCGGUGGUGGAUUUGGCUCUGGCUGUCCGGGCGUGCGCUCAUCUCAACUACAGGUCCUCGCUGUUGGACGAGCUGUUGGAGGCGGCCAUGCCGGCCUUGAAGGCUCAGGCUGCUCGCCUCAUGGCCUACAACGUGCUAUGGUCCAUGUUGAUCCUGGGUAUACUGGGGGAGGUACGACAUCAGCCGUUGGUUCAGUACCUGGUGAGCUGCGUCAACCGGUACGGCACAAGUACGUGGAAGUCGGCGGCUGACCCGUCAUCGCCGUCAUCGCCGUCAAUUUCGUCAUCGCCGCCACCUCCUAGUUCUGAGACGGCGGCGUACGACGAUCUGACCCAGUUAGUGCAGUACCAUUUGGAGAGCAGAUAUCUGGGCCUUACGGGGACAGCGUACGACUUAACGCCGCCGCAGGGCAUGGAUGCCUUGAUACGGCAGAUACGGGAGCGCCGGCAGCAGUUGGCCGCGCAGAGCAGUACCGUCGUACACCAGAAAGUGGUGGCCACACUGCAGGAAAUGGCCGCCGCACCGAACUGCCUCACCGCUGGUGUACGGCACCCGCGCAUCCUGGCAGUGGAGUCGGAAGUGCUGUUGGAGCCGGAGCUGGUGGUGGUGGACGUGUUGCUCACAUUGGAGGCCGACCCAGAUGCGAACUUGAAUUCAAAUUCAAAUUCAAGUCCAUUCGAGGCUUCAUCUCCGGUAGCAGCUGCUGCAGCUCCUGCUGUUGCUGCAACCACUGCCGCUUUUGCUGGGAACAACAACAACAACAAGAACAACAACAACAACAACAACAGCAGUCCAACAGACUAUGUCCCGUCAUCUCCUCCUUCACCCUCCACCUCCUCCGCCACCUCCACCUCCUCCGCCCCGAUCCAAUACAAAUUGGCGGUGGAGGUGGAUGGUCCUCAUCACUUCAUGCGCAACCGACUCGACCAUCAAGACGGCACAUCGGCCUAUCGGGACCGGGUGCUGCAGCGGCGCCUCGGGCAGCAGGCCGGCGGCGGCGGCGUCGCUGUCGUACGAACCAGGACGUGGGUGGAGCAGCUGCCGGAUGACGAGGCCCGUCGGCGGUACCUGGCGGGGCUGCUGGCGGCCUCCGUGCCCCCGAGGUCGUGA